This is a messenger RNA of Camelina sativa (false flax), 1143 nucleotides long. Its product is annotated as ASI1-immunoprecipitated protein 1. The record is from RefSeq and is a predicted model, not a curated record. NCBI's taxonomy places the organism in Eukaryota, Viridiplantae, Streptophyta, Magnoliopsida, Brassicales, Brassicaceae. Gene Ontology annotation, molecular function: nucleic acid binding.
CGGGACGAUUCCCCAAAGGCCGAAGGAGACUUUCAAUCAUCUUAUACUAAACCACUCUCCGGAACCAACCACUGUCUCGUCGGCUGCUCUUUGCUUGUAAUCGAGGCCCAGACGAUCAUCGCGGCUUUAACCCAGUUUCGAUAUUUUCCUCUGCCGCUGUGAGAGGUGAUACUUUGAUCUCUAUACUUCGAUUCUUCAGUACCUUGGUUGAUUUCGCUAUUCAUCUGUGAUGGCUACUCCGGAAGAAGUAGAGUAUGACAAGUUUCGAGAGAGAGUUGAGCGUACUGUGUAUAUAGACGAGCUCACGCCUCUAGCCACAGUCCCCGUUGUUGAAUCUGCUGUGAACCAGUUCGGAACGGUCAAGAGUGUCAGCUUCGUUCCAAACUUGUUGGGUCCAAAGGAGCUUCCAAUUGGUGCCCUCGUUGAGAUGGAGACCAAAGAGAUGGCUGAGAAUGUUAUCGCCACUGUGACUCAGUUGCCUUUCAUGGUUGCUGGAAUGCCUAGGCCUGUGAGAGCUAGUCCUGCUCAUCCUGACAUGUUUUGUGAUCGACCAAAGAAGCCUGGUAGAAAGAUCCGUUUUCGCUGGAUGAAGCCUAAUGAUCCUGAUUUCGACAAGGCUGUUAAAAUGAAGCGGCUUGUUCGUAAACAUUCCGCUGAAGCUUCUUUUUUGCUCAAGAAACAGCUCGAGGAGGCGGAGAAGCUGUCUAAACAGCAAGCUGAGACGACGAUAACACAUCAUAAGAAGUAUGAGUUGUGUGGUAAACUCCUCCACGAUGGCGUUGCUCAGAAGCUGGCUGAACGUUUCAACAUGAAAUUUUUUCGCUAGAGAGGCACCAUCUUUCCUAGAGAUGAUGGGUGUUUUGCCAUUGUGUAGGUACGAUAAGAAGGUUGAAGAGUGAUAAGAGUGUAACUAAGUACUAGUAAGUGACAAAUUGUUUGGGGAAUUGCUGAAAAAAAGCCAGGGAUGGUAUUUUGCUUAGGAUUUUGUUAUGGCCACUAGUUUGUGCAGAGUCUAUUCUGGUUGAGCUGACUUUUUGCUUUGGAUGCUACGUUUUUAGCCUUUUUUACUCUUAAUGAAGAAUGUUCCAAGCUGCUCAUAUAUGUGUCUGUCUACUCCACAGUUUCUACGAAGCUUCUUUAGCU